GUUCUGUCCCAACCAGCUUCCCAAGACUGCACACGUACAUAUAAAACUUCUCCAACGGAGUCUCGUGCAAGUCGUGUCAGAUUAAAUCUGCCAUUGAAACCAACAUCAAUGUUUUCUCCUCGACUUGUGUUCCAAAGAACAUUUCGUGAGACCCAGUCUGUCCAAGUUUCCAGCAAAAUCACUCGGUUCAAUCAACCAUAUUGCCCCACGAGCGCCCGAAGGGCAUCCAAUCACACCCGCACGAUGUCCAUUUACAGCAAAUCAAACGUAUCGACCGCUCCAGAAACACCCGUGGAGAAUCCCUCUACCUCCGCAUCCCACAAUGCCUGGUCAUCACCCGGUCCGAGUGCUAUAGACCUGCGUUCCGACGUUGUCACCACGCCCACACCAUCCAUGCUCACAGCUAUCGGCAACUGCUCCCUCUUCGACGAUGUCUUCCAAGAAGACCCAACUACUUCUUCCCUAGAAUCCUUUGUCGCGUCCCUUGCGGGUAAGCCGGCCGCAGUCCUAGUGCUUUCAGGUACCAUGGGGAAUCAGGUUGCGAUACGGACCCAUUUACAGGCUCCGCCGCAUUCCAUCAUCGUCGAUGAUCGCUCGCACAUCAUCCGGUAUGAAGCCGGCGGCGCGGCGAGCUUGAGUGGAGCAAUGGUUACGACGGUGAAGCCGAGUAAUGGAAGACAUUUGACGCUGGAAGACGUCAAAGAGCAUGUUGUGCUCAGUGACGAUGUACAUGCAUGCCCAACUAAGAUGGUGUGCCUCGAAAAUACCCUCAACGGAACUAUCCUACCACUCGAAGAGUGUCGGCGGAUCAGUGAAUGGGUGAGAGGCCAUGGCAUAAUCAUGCAUCUUGACGGUGCAAGGCUAUGGGAAGCGGUGGUGGCUGGUGCGGGCGAGCUCAAGGGGUACUGCGAGUGCUUCGACACCGUGAGUCUCUGCUUCAGUAAAGGUUUAGGUGCGCCGAUCGGCAGUAUCCUCGUUGGACAGGAAGCCUUUGUCAAGAGGGCAAGAUGGGUCCGGAAGAGCAUCGGCGGCGGCAUGAGGCAGACAGGAAUAAUUGCUGCGCCCGCUCGAGUGGCCGUCGAGGAGACGUUCUUGGGGGGGGGGCUCCAGGCUGCGCAUGUACGGGCGAAGAAGCUUGGGGACUAUUGGGAGAGCCUAGGGGGAAAGCAUGAGUUCCCAGUCGAGACCAAUAUGGUCUGGCUGAGCCUGAAAGGUACAGGCGUGGACACGGAUGAGUUCAUCAAGCUCGCGGAGUCGAAAGGACUCCGGGUCAUGGGAGAACGGCUCGUUAUACACUAUCAGGUCACGGAUGAGGCGGAGGGUAAGCUGAAGGAAGUUAUGAAUGAUGUGUUCUCGGGCAAGGCCAAAGGGGAGAACUAGACAAAUAAGUAACAUAGGCGCUGACAUCGAACUCAUUGUCUAAGUACCCUCAAGUCUCAAUACGUUUAGACCAGUGCCUGGGGAGGGAGGAGGUGGCUGAUGAUAAGGCAUUUCCACCAUACCAUAUUGCUGUAGAGGGGCCAAAUAUCGCUAAGUCCAAUCAUAAGGACCAUGCCACUGGAUCAUAGAACCUGGUCGACUCCCGCCAUAUACACGCGAAAUAUCCAUAUACCAAUGCCAGCUCCG
Eremomyces bilateralis CBS 781.70 is the source of this 1626-nucleotide messenger RNA. RefSeq lists its product as uncharacterized. The record is from RefSeq and is a predicted model, not a curated record. Gene Ontology annotation, biological process: glycine biosynthetic process; L-threonine catabolic process. The transcript has a single exon. Lineage: Eukaryota; Fungi; Ascomycota; Dothideomycetes; Eremomycetales; Eremomycetaceae. Gene Ontology annotation, molecular function: L-allo-threonine aldolase activity. Gene Ontology annotation, cellular component: cytosol. The coding region runs from base 109 to 1380 and encodes 423 amino acids.